GAACCAGGAAAUCCAGUUGAGUUGAAUCCAAGCCUCACAGAUCUCUGAUCUUGAUCACUCUCACACGCACUGAUUUUGUCGCCACCAUAGUGUGAGACUGAGAACAAGCGAUGGCCACCUCCAACAUGGCAUCCGCCGCUUCUGUGUUUGUGUUCGCACCAUCGGUCACAUCCAAUUCAGCUUCCAGGACUUCCACGUUCAUGUUCCCACCCAACAACUCCUCGAGGUUCGUCGUCAGGGCCGCCGACGAGGCUGCGGCGGCUCCUCCCGCCACCGCCGCCCCACCGUCCGAAGGCGAAACACCAAAACCCAAGCCUCCUCCUAUUGGCCCCAAGAGAGGAACCAAGGUUAAGAUUAUGAGGAAGGAAUCUUACUGGUAUAAAGGCACUGGUUCUGUUGUUGCUGUUGAUCAGGACCCGAAGACUCGGUACCCGGUGGUGGUUCGAUUCAACAAGGUUAACUAUGCCAACGUAUCAACCAACAACUACGCCUUGGAUGAAAUUGAGGAAGUGAAUUGAGUGUUGUCUCUUCCCCUCCGUGUUCAUUUUGUAAUUUUGACUCUUGUUCUCCCCUUCCUUUUAUGGAUUAAGGGAUUUGAUUUCUACUCCUACUCUCUCUCUCUCUCUCUCUCUCUCUCUACCCCUUUGAUCUUUCAAUAUUCUACAUUCCAUGUGCUUUUGUUCA
Molecule: messenger RNA, 684 nt
Organism: Prosopis cineraria
Lineage: Eukaryota; Viridiplantae; Streptophyta; Magnoliopsida; Fabales; Fabaceae
Product: photosystem I reaction center subunit IV, chloroplastic-like
Exons: 3
Coding region: 111-518 (135 amino acids)
Biological process (GO): photosynthesis
Cellular component (GO): photosystem I; photosystem I reaction center
Source: RefSeq, a predicted model, not a curated record